Molecule: messenger RNA, 770 nt
Organism: Zootoca vivipara (common lizard)
Lineage: Eukaryota; Metazoa; Chordata; Lepidosauria; Squamata; Lacertidae
Gene: NDUFA8
Product: NADH:ubiquinone oxidoreductase subunit A8
Biological process (GO): mitochondrial electron transport, NADH to ubiquinone
Cellular component (GO): respiratory chain complex I
Source: RefSeq, a predicted model, not a curated record
AUGCGCAGUUUCUGCCUUGGCGUCCGGGCUGGUUCGUGAGGGCCGGUGGCGAAGGAGAGUCCAAGGGGAGAGGCCUGGUCGGGAUACGCAGGUCCAGCUCGCCCGCCCGCGGCUAUGCCCACGCUGGAGGUGCCCACGCUGGACGAACUAGAAGUGGAUGAGGUAAAAGUAUCCUCAGCCAUACUGAAAGCAGCAGCUCACCAUUAUGGCUCACAGUGUGACAAGCCUAACAAGGAGUUCAUGCUUUGCCGCUGGGAAGAGAAGGACCCACGGAAAUGUUUAAAGGAAGGCAAGGAAGUGAACAAGUGUGCAAUGGACUUCUUCAGACAGCUUAAGCUACACUGUGCGGAGCCAUUUACCCAAUACUGGACUUGCAUUGACUAUAAUAACCUGCUAGAGCUUCGCCACUGCCGGAAGCAGCAGCAGGUCUUUGAUGAGUGCGUCCUGGAUAAGUUGGGUUGGGUGAGACCUGAUCUGGGACAGCUGUCAAAGGUCACCAAAGUGAAGACUGAGCGGCCCCUGCCUGAGAAUCCCUAUCAUUCUAGGGAAAGACCACAACCAAACCCACCAACUGAAGGCGAGUUGCAGCCGUCCAAAUAUGGAAGCAAGUUUUUCUUCUUUACCUUUUAAACUGGCUAUCUUGGCUCCUUCAAAACAACACCAGAAUUCUUGAUGACUGUAAAUAACUCUUUCCUGGUGUUUUGAAUGCCCUCUGUAUUUGGUAGUCAUUAAGGAUAAUAAACUUCAAAUGGUAUGGUUUGCCUAAUGUA